AUGUUUAUAUCAAUAACGAUAGUAUUAGUAAAUGUAUUGGCGUUAAGUGUGGCAAAGAAUUUACCACAAGUUGGAGCUAACAAUGCCGAAUUGGGCGCUCAGUAUUGGACCGACUUUUCGCGAAUAGCUUUACAGGAGGCCUAUCAGAGCAAACCUGUGCUAAAUCGGGCCAAAAAUGUGAUACUAUUCCUGGGCGAUGGUAUGGGUGUAUCCACUAUCACUCCCUCCCGUAUACUCAAGGGUCAGCUCAGGAACCACACCGGCGAAGAGGCCAGACUCGCGUUUGACGACUUCCCAUACACUUCCCUUAUAAAGACAUAUAACGUUGACUAUCAGGUGCCGGACAGCGCCGGUACGGCCACGGCAUUCAUGUGCGGCGUAAAGACCAACAAAGGUGUGUUAGGAGUGACAGGUCGGGUGGCUAGGGGUGAAACCGACUGCGAAUUGGUUCACAAAAACAGUGUCUCCUCUAUACUGAAGUGGGCCUUAGAUUCCGGCAGAAGCGCUGGAAUUGUGACCACAACUCGUGUAACACACGCCACACCGGCCGGCGGUUACGCCAGCGUUGCCAAUAGGGAGUGGGAGGCGUGGAUCCCAUACCAGUCAAACACACAGUCUAAUAAGUGCAAAGAUAUUGCCCGACAGCUGGUGGAAAAUGAGCCAGGUGCCAAUCUAAGCGUAAUACUGGGCGGCGGCCGGCGUUACUUCCUGCCCGACCACCAAACCGACGGCCCGAACGGCGAAAAGGGUUUACGAAUCGACGGCCAGAAUAUGAUCGACAAGUGGUUGCAACAGAAACGCGAGUCCGGACUACCGGACCAUCGGUACCGAUACGUCGACAGCCGGCAAAAGUUGGCGGCCGUCGACUAUUCGCGGACCGACUAUCUGUUUGGUCUGUUUAACGGCGACCACAUGUCCUACGAUCGGGAAAGGGAUGCGACGAUCGAGCCGUCCAUUGAGGAGAUGACAGACGCGGCCAUUCGUGUGCUGCGGAAAAAUGCCAAUGGAUUCGUGCUGUUGGUAGAGGGCGGGCGUAUAGAUCACGCCCAUCACGAGAACCACGGCGUUAUGGCCCUCCACGAGACCGUCGCUUUUGAUCGGGCGGUCGAACUGGCCGUACGAUCGGUCAAUUUGGACGAAACACUGGUUGUGGUGACCGCCGAUCACUCGCACUCCCUUACUAUGAAUGGUUACCCCAAACGGGGUACUGAUAUACGGGGCAUAAAUGGCAAUCACGAUGACAAUGGUGUGCCCUUUACAACACUUAUGUACGGAAAUGGACCAGGGUACCAACACGAUCGAGUUGAUCCGUCCACUGUUAACACUAGUAAUAUCUCCGAUUUAAAGUACCGUAAUGUGGCUGCCAUUCCCCUCGUUAGCGCCCAUCACGGGGGCGAAGAUGUUGCCCUGUAUGCAAUUGGUCCGAUGGCGCACCUGUUCCGGGGCACCCAAGAGCAGUCAUAUGUGGCCCACAGCAUGGCGUUUGCCGCCUGUAUCGGUCAGUUCAAGAACUCCGAUUAUGAUCACUGCAACAGAUCCUCGUCCGCCACAAACAUCUCGACAACAUUUUUCUCGUCAUAUCUUAUUAUUUCGUUUAUAUUUAUUUCUUUUCAACUAAUUUAAAAAAUUCUUAAGAUUCUUAUAAUUUAUUUAAUA
This is a messenger RNA of Medioppia subpectinata, 1656 nucleotides long. Lineage: Eukaryota; Metazoa; Arthropoda; Arachnida; Sarcoptiformes; Oppiidae. The record is from the annotation of a GenBank genome assembly.